CUUUUUCAACCAAGGAGAAGGGCCUGGGUUGUGAAAAGGCAAUUUUCGACGAUCACCGACUUUCCUGCGAAACUAGCAGUAGUCGCCGCAAGCGUGGCAAUCUUGUAAAUACCGACGAACGGAAAGCCAACCCGUCUUCGUCCUCCGGACUGCGCCCAGUCGUCGGAGAGAUCCCGAUCGAGGGCAAUAGAAGAGGAGUCGUAGGUGCAAAUCGACGUUUUCGACGAGCGGAAUCAAGAUCGACGACGCUAACCGGCGUUCGGUUUUUCUCCCCUUCCGUCCUUGUUCGCGCCGAUCGUUCGGUACCAGUCCAGAUCCAGAUCGCAGGUCGCCGGCGGCGGCUCGAGCGCUUCCCGGUAACCCUGAAUUCAGAUUUGCGGUACAUUCUCGGCGAAAUUGACUGUUGGUGAUAUUCGACAUGUCGGCGCUCUUCAAUUUCCAUUCAUUUCUCACGGUAGUGCUGCUGGUAAUAUGUACGUGUACUUAUGUGAAGAUGCACUUUCCGGCCAUUCUGGAGCAGAGGACUGGGUUUCGUGGUUUCUUUUGGAAGGCAGCUAGAAUAGGUGAGCGUCUUAGUCCUUGGGUGGCCAUCGGAUGUUUUUCAAUGGGCGUGUCCAUAAUUUUCUUCUAAGGAAGACAUGCUUAGAACCACGAAUACAAGACAAAAUCAGCAGCUUGCCGUCGAGGGGUAUUGAUCACUCUGGAGGCGUCACGUCAAAUUCUUAAAGUCAUAUGCCUGAGAAAGCUAAUCCCACGGGUAAGGCACGUUGAAAAUGAUCUCGAAUGGGGACAAUCACAUCGUUCGUCUAGAAGGAAAUGGUGAUUUUUUUUAAUCUUCUUAUGCUUUUUAUGCUUUUUAUCCAAUUAUAAGAAUAAAGAAUGUCGGACGAAGGUUACGCAAA
Molecule: messenger RNA, 902 nt
Organism: Eucalyptus grandis
Lineage: Eukaryota; Viridiplantae; Streptophyta; Magnoliopsida; Myrtales; Myrtaceae
Product: protein kish-like
Exons: 6
Coding region: 419-631 (70 amino acids)
Biological process (GO): protein secretion; intracellular transport
Source: RefSeq, a predicted model, not a curated record